Molecule: messenger RNA, 4926 nt
Organism: Phaedon cochleariae (mustard beetle)
Lineage: Eukaryota; Metazoa; Arthropoda; Insecta; Coleoptera; Chrysomelidae
Source: the annotation of a GenBank genome assembly
ACUAGCGAAGCAAUUGGUGGAGUUGCUCAGUAUCAAGUGAUCCGCCAACUCUGUUACUUACCGCGGAAGGAAACGAAGCGCGCCUACCGCGAUCAGUGUUUUUGGUUUUGUUUUACGUUGCCGGCAGUCCAGAGGUUUCGUCGUUAUUUACAUUGGAGAUUUUAUAUGUGUACCUGCUUCAAGGAUGAUUAACCAUUGGCAUCUAAUUUUCGGUCUUGUCCUGGUGGCUGUUCCCAGUACGAUAACAAGAAGAGUUGCAGAUCCGAAAUCUGAAUCAAGUUCAAAAUGCCCGAUGCUUACAGAGUGUCCAUUCAGAGCCGAAUCAUGCAAUGACGACAACGACUGUUCUCCAGAUGCUGUCUGCUGCAAGAGCCCGUGCGGCCAUGUAUGCACCAAACAGCUCUUCACAGGUUGCCAGACCUUGAGGAUGGCUGCUUCCAGAAGAGCGAAAGCUUUGGGAGUCGAAUCCAAAGCCGUUCGAAUGCCCAGAUGCAACAAAAUGGGCGGUUUCGAGCCCAUACAGUGUGACAACGAAAUCGUGAGCUCCUGCUGGUGUGUGGACGAAGCAGGUUUCGAAGCACCAGGAACUAGAGCUCCUGCAGCGGCAUUGGUCAACUGUACAGCUCCUAAACCAUGUGCAGACCACACCUGCCGAAUGUUCUGCCCACAUGGUUUCGCCCUGACCGAUGAAGGGUGUCCGUUGUGUAGAUGCAGAGACCCAUGUGAUGGCAUCAACUGUCCCAAUGCCCUGGAAUGCCAUCUGGAAGAACUAGCUUGUGCUGACCCACCUUGUCCACCAGUUCCAACAUGUAAAAGGGGUAGAAGUCUGGAGAAUAUUUGUCCAGUUGGAGACCCUUUACGAAUCAGUGACACAGUUCGUCCCUUCCUGUGUGGAAAUGAUCCUGGAAAACCACAAUGCCCUCCCUUGUAUCAAUGCCUGGUCCAAAAAGGAAACGAUUAUGGAGUAUGUUGUCCUGCCUCGCUGAAAAUCCAGAAAACCGGAACAUGUCCAGUGGGAACAGAAGAACAUCAUGAAUGUGGUAUAUUGUGCACUCAUGAUCUAGAAUGUCCUUCGGUGCAGAAGUGUUGUAACACAGAACAAUGUGGAUCAUCGUGCAUUCAUCCUAACAAUGUAACAGAAUGUCUUCACCAGCGUUCCCUCUCUGAAGUUUUGGCAGUCAGCGAAAGAGCUGGAAGAGGAUAUGUGCCCCAGUGCAACACCGAUGGUCAAUUCGAGCCGAAACAGUGCAGCCGAAACGGGUUGGUCUGUUGGUGUGUCGAUCGUCUAGGACGAAAAGUCAAAGGUUCCAUGGGACCUGCAGAAAAUGUCAAUUGUUCAUUGAUUGAAGGUCAUUCCGAAUCGUUGGCCAGAAGUUUGGACAAAGACAACAAACAAUGUGAACAGCUUGAGUGUGCACAAGUUUGCGAAUACGGUUUCAAAUUGGACGAAGCCGGAUGCCAUACCUGUAAAUGUGACGAUCCCUGUGACGGCUACAUGUGCCCUGAAGAUGAGGAGUGCGUUAAUGUUCGAGAAUCAUCUUGCACGGACUUCUUAUGCCCUUCUUUGCCAGUUUGCCGGCCCAAAGCAGUGUACGCCAAUCCCUGCGAAACCGGCACCCCGUUGACGGACGACUUGCGCGGCGCCCCCGUGGCUUGCGCGCUGCGCUCCGAGGACGGCACUGUUUGCCCCACCGAGCACGAGUGCACCGCCGUGCCCGGAUCCACGCAGGCCGUGUGCUGCCCCACCGCCGCGGCGGAGGUGGACUCGGUGACAGCUGAGGCGUCCGAGGAUCACGGCCAGAUGGAGAUGAGGCCCCAAACAAUGUGCGAAUACCUCCACGACUUCUCCGAGAGCAUGGAGGGCACCAGAGAGGGCAUGUCCCUGGCCCUGCCCACCCCGGAAUGCGACCCGGACGGAGGCUUCACGGCCGCCCAGUGCUCGGCGGGCAGCUGCUGGUGCGUCGACCACUUCGGCACGGAGAUACCCAGGACGCGGGCUCUGGGCAACCCGACCCAGAACUGCACGGAGCUCAGGGCGUCCAUGGACUGCCUGGACCUCACGUGCCGAAUGGGCUGCGAGUACGGGUUCGAGCUCAGCGAGGAGACGAGGUGUCCGCAGUGCCGGUGCCGGGAUCCCUGCAAAGGGGUUCAGUGCAGGGCGGACGAGCAGUGCCAGCUGGUGGAGGUCAGCUGCAAGGACCACUAUUGCCCUCCUGUGCCGGCAUGUUUGCCCAAGAAGAUUGGCCAGUGCCCGUAUUUAGUUCCUGCGGCUACAACUUCAUGCGAUUUUGAAUGUAACUCUGAUAUGGCAUGCAAUGGCACAAUGAGGUGUUGUUCAAAUGGUUGUGGAACACAAUGUAUUGAACCACUUUUACUAACAGCUUGCCAACACCAAAGAACCCUGGCCCAACAUCAAUCUCACGAAUCCGGCAUCCCGGUGGGCAAGGUCUACAUGCCCAGAUGCCGAGCCGACGGCUCCUUCGAUCCCGUCCAAUGCGACCCCGGUGCCGGCGAAUGCUGGUGCGUCGACUCGCGUGGUUUCGAGCUGUCCGCCUCGCGCACUAGCCGCGCGGAACUGUCGUACGACUCUCGCGCCAGCCGCGCGGUCCUGUCGUGCGACUCGCCGGCGCGAUCCGACAGGUGUCCGUUGCUCAAGUGCGCGGAGGACUGCGAGCACGGCUUCGAGAUGGACGGGGAUGGCUGCAGGACGUGCAGGUGUCAGGAUCCUUGUUCGAGGAUAUCGUGCAGAGGGGAAGGCGAGACGUGCAGAUUGGUUGCUGUAGAAUGUGUGGGUUGGCCCUGUCCUUCGGUGCCGAUGUGUUUGCCAAAGAAAGAAAACCCUUGUCAGAGCGGGGAACCGCUGAGGUUGGGCAACAGCGACGAACUUGUGAAUUGUGGACCAGAUUAUGAAAGCUGUCCAUCGUCGCACAAGUGCCAACUGAGCCCCGUAGGGGAAUACGCGGUUUGUUGUCCCAAACCAAGGGAAGUCUGUUUUGAACCACUUGAUAAAGGAAAAUGCCAGGAUGAUGAAGUCUCAAGAAAUCUGACGAGAUACCACUUCAACUCACGCACCAACAAAUGCGAACAAUUCAUUUUCAAAGGAUGUCAAGGAAACCACAAUAACUUCCAUACGGAGAAUAUGUGUAAUAUUGUAUGCCCAGUGCUGUCCCAAUGCGAACGUCUGAGAGAGAAGAACCAAAAGGCAGCGGAACGCUACAAGAAACCGACCUUCACGCCGCGCUGCGAACCCAACACGGGGGCAUGGCAAGCAGUGCAGUGUCUGGAGCACGUGGGGGUUUGCUGGUGCGUCACUCCGCAAGGGGAGCCGCUCAAAGGCACGCUAACCAGAGGGGCCGAGCCCGAGUGCAACUUCAGGCAGGCGCGGUACUGGGCCAGCGACAGGUCCGAUACCGUGUCAGAUGGAGAUUUAGUCUUAGAAGAACUCAUGAUGCAACUAGGCUCGAUAGAUGACGUAGACGAGCCGGCAGACCUAAAAACUGAUGACUAUUUGAUGAACUGGGAGGUGCCCUCAACAAGUCGUUGUCAAUCAUUGGGGGGACAGUGCGACCAGGAGGGGAAAUUCUUACCAACACAGUGUGAAGAAGAAACAUGUUGGUGUGUAGAUGAGGCUGGAAAUCAACUUCCAAAUACGAAUACUUUUGUGAAAGGAGAAAAACUAUGCAGUACAACACCAAUAGAGAAAGCUGAUGUUACACUUGGUUUUCGAGGGGAGUUUGACGAUGUAUCUGCUGUACCAGUGGUCAAUCAAAUCACCAAAAUCGUCAACAGUCUAAAGGGAAAUAUUAACAGUGAUGGCAUCAAAGCAGAAACAUCGUCCGACGCAUUAUACAUAAAAUUUGCCCUGAUAGGAAGUAAUAAAGUUGAUGUUGCCUACAAGUUAGAACAAAUGGUUAUGCAGCAGAAUUUACCAGGUCUCACAGCCGAUAUAACCCGUUCUAGAGUGAUUCACAAACUUCUCCUCCAGGAUUCAAGUCACUCGGAUAAAACAUUAGCACUUGAACAAAGGGAGAUUGUGUCUCAAUCCCCUGUUUCGAUAGUAGCCCCGUAUCAUACAGCACUGAUUGUGAUAGCAGCUGCUUCUGCAUUUGUUAUCUGCAUUCUGACCUUGUUGGUAUUAUUAUAUAGAAGAAAAAUGAACAAUAUCAACUCUCAAAAAGCAGUUGAAGAAAACAGAUUCAUUUCCACCAACAACCGGCCAAUAUACAUUGAAUUACCAAAUCAGAAAACUGCAGAUAUCAACUGCCAAAAUACAUAAUGUACCUAUCAUAAUCUCAUAGCCUUGUAAAAUAUGCUAUUGAUCUUAUAGUAUUAUAUUACUCAUUUUCAAAGGCGGAAACUGAGAACUUGCACUUCUUUGUUUUGUCAAAGAAUUAAUACAAAUAAUAGAUAUCCUAGGUAAUUAUUUGAGUCAUAGUAUGAUCUAUUUCAAAUCCAGUCGGCAUGUCUUGAUCCAUAAAAUUGAAAAUAUCAAAUGUCAUUGUUUGUUUAAAGAAGAUUGAUAUUAGGGAAAAUAAAGCACUGAAUAUAUCUCCACCAUCAGUCACCUCUAGAGUUAAUUUUGAUAUCUGACAACAUUCUUCAUUUUGACCUUAUCAUCAUUUGUGACAUGGGCCAGUAUUUAGAUUUGCUGGCUUCUAAUAUUUGUAUCCAACUUCAUUUUGCCGACUUUUGAAAAUAGAGGAUCUAUGGUUCAUGACAGAAAUAUCUAUGAAACAAGAAAGUGUCACUUCUUAGUGCCCAUCUGGUAUAUGCCAUGUGGUCAGAGCAUUUUUGUGAUUUUUUUACAUUAUUAUAAGAAGACUUUGUAGAUUGUAUUAUCUCUUGUACAGUUAUAAUGAUAUUUUGAUUUACUUAUUUAUGACAUUAAAUUAUGUAUAUAGAUCUAAUAUAACCAUAUUAUGCUGU